AUGCAGUUAUUGUGGGUGGGGCAAGAAAGCCACCCUCAUACCAAAAGAAGAAUACCAGACGUGGAUAUACACAUACAAGUCUGGAACGGAGUGUAUGGAUUGAGCAGUCCCUCCACCAGAAGGAAUCUCCUAGAAGGCCAAGGCCAAAACCUGGCAUUUACAGAGGGGGGGGGGUCACAGCAAGUGGAGUCAGGAGGCUUUGAGGGUGCUCCUGUCCCUAGAGCCCAGCAUCACUGCUUGUCAUCUCCACACUUUGAAAUGCCAAACAGAGGCAGAGCAUUGGCGGCCGCAGAAGAGAAGACAGUCAAGCUCCUAUGCAAUUGUACAAAGUUAACAGAAUUCCAUGCUUCUCAAUAA
This is a messenger RNA of Podarcis lilfordi (Lilford's wall lizard), 357 nucleotides long. The record is from the annotation of a GenBank genome assembly. Lineage: Eukaryota; Metazoa; Chordata; Lepidosauria; Squamata; Lacertidae.